AAGAGAGAGAUAUAGAGAGAGAAGAUAAAGAAGAAGAUGGAGAUGAUGGCAGGUAAGAGUAAAUUGGCGCCGGCGUGGUUGGAGUGUUUGAUCGGAGAAGAAACGUUCUUCAGAGGAUGUGGGGCUCAUCAGAAUCUGAGGAAGAACGAGAAAAACAUAUUUUGUUUGGAUUGCAAAAUCACCUUCUGUUCUCACUGUCUUUCUUCUCAUCCCAAUUCUCAUCCUCUUCUUCAGGUAAGGCGUUAUGUUUAUCAUAAUGUUGUAAGAAUGGAUGAUCUUGAAAAGCUCAUUGCCUGUGCUUAUAUUCAGUCAUAUACAAUUAAUAAUGCAAAGGUAAUUUUCUUGAAUGAAAGACCUCAAUCAAUUAGGUCUGGUAAAGGUUCUGCCUACAUUUGCUUGACCUGCAAUAGAAUCCUUCAAGAACCAUUCCACUUUUGUUCCCUUUCAUGCAAGGUCAAUUAUAUGGUGCAUCGAGGAGAGGAUUUAUCGAGCAUUAUAUAUCAAUUCAACAAAUCUGACUUCACUUUUUCUCGAUUAACCGAUGAAACUGAGUUGUCACCUGACGAUGAUAUUAAUGAUGAUGAUGAUACUGUCAAAAUCAAACCAUUGAGAAUCAAUGAUCAUUCUGGUAGUAGGAGAAAGGGUGCUCCUCGUAGGUCUCCUCUUUUGUGA
Impatiens glandulifera is the source of this 672-nucleotide messenger RNA. Its product is annotated as protein RGF1 INDUCIBLE TRANSCRIPTION FACTOR 1-like. NCBI's taxonomy places the organism in Eukaryota, Viridiplantae, Streptophyta, Magnoliopsida, Ericales, Balsaminaceae. The coding region runs from base 37 to 672 and encodes 211 amino acids. The transcript has 4 exons. Gene Ontology annotation, molecular function: zinc ion binding. The record is from RefSeq and is a predicted model, not a curated record.